AUGACGGACAGUCGAUUUUUGACAGCUCGGGGGAAGAGGUUAUGUUCUCCUCGUAGGUAGGGGUUAAUUUGUUUGCAUUUCGCUUAUUACGCAAAUGCGUUAAGUAACCAAAUUUGAAAACUUACUGCACCCAGUUGGAGUUUUACUCUCCAAUUAUCGACAUGUACUCGAUCAAGACGCCGACUCUCCGCAUUGACGAGGCCGAUUUAAAGUGCAAAAAUGGUUGUGGAUAUUUUGGAAACGAAGAAUGGCAAGGCUACUGUAGCAAAUGUCACAGAGAACAUUUGCAAAAGCAACGGGCUCAAAGAGAACACGCCCGCAUUCACGAAAGUGAUUCAAGCUCUAAGACUACCGUGCACGGUUUUUACAAAUUUGAAGAAAAGAAGCGACAGCAAGAAAAAAAAACUAAACUAUUAAAGCUGUCAGUCUUUCGCAAGACCGCAACGAAAACUCAAGGUUUUAGCGAGAUAUGGCAGGAGCUGGUUAAGGAUAAUCCUGAACUUGACAAAGUGAAAUCUGAGACCCGUGACCUUCUGGUACAGAUCGCUAAAACUCCGGCUGAGAAAGAUGUACGAAAGUGUAUUCAUUCCUUCGUGAACAACAUCUUACAAAUGAAGGAUAUUAAGAGCGUUGAGGAGCUAUCUGAACUAACUCAGAACUUCUAUCAAGUAUUUGCCAAGCGAAUGGAAAACAGUCCCAAUUAUGCAGAUGUUUCUCCAGAAACAAAAGAACGACUACUAGACUACAUCGAAAGAUACACUAUGACCUUACUCUAUAGGAUACUUUUCUGCCCGCCAUCAACUACAGAUGAGGACAAGGACCUUGCUAUUCAAAACAGAAUACGGCAGUUGAAUUGGGUGAGCGGAAAGAAUCUGGAGUGUCGAAUCCACGAAACUAGCUCUGACGUGAGAGAGCUUGUUUACACCUCAAUAACAGAUUUAUUAAAUAUGGACUCUGUAAAAGCACCGCAAGAGAAGCUUGCCUGUGUUGUUCAUUGUUGUAGAAAUAUAUUUGUACUACUGCAACAAUCUGUUGGGGGUCCAGCUUCAGCCGAUGAAUUUUUACCGGCGCUUAUAUUCAUUGUGCUGAAAGCUAAUCCUGCAAGAUUGAAAAGCAACAUAAAUUUCAUCACCCGAUUCUGUAAUGCUAGCAGAUUAAUGACUGGUGAAGGAGGUUACUACUUCACAAAUUUGUGUUGCGCAGUAUCCUUCAUAGAAAAUCUUACUGCCGAGUCAUUAAACAUGCCUCAGAAAGAUUUCGAUGCAUAUAUGUCAGGAGCACGCGUUCCAGCGAGCACAUGGGAAUCUGCUCUCACUAUGUGCGAGAGUAUACACCUGAUGUGCGAACACAUAACACUGCUGGAUGAACUGAAAGCGAAGAAUUUGGAAAUCAUAGCAGAAUCCGAUGAGCUUAAGAAAAAAAUGAUACAAUUCCCAGAAAAAGUUGAGGCGGAAGUUGACGCUGCGAUAACUCGCACUCCCCUUAUUAUCACGCCGAGUCAAAGGAUACCAACUAAUCUUGACUGCGUUGAUGCAGAGAGCUACCAGCUACCACCACCAAUUAUACCACAAGUACAAAAUAUUGAUAUUUACCCUCAGACCCUGAAUGACGAAACAAAUGAAACACUGACAUCUCACGUUGGUGAUUACAACGGACCUUCGAUCGAGGAUUGCAUAACACCAUCUCCAACUUUUGAUUUCCCAGCCUUUGACUCAGAUGGUGGUUUGCAUGGAAGUAAAGGGGAUGACGAUACCAGUCUAAUUAGCUUGGAUACACAAUGCGAUCUUACAGCAGAAGAAUCGUAUCUACAAGACAGAGACGCCUCUGAUAGUUUGCUAGACGAAUCGCAAGCAUCGGGCACUAAUUUACCAUCGCCUCUAAAACCAGUUUGUUCUCUACGUGAAGAUUACCAUGGAUUCUCAAUCCAAGGUUCUAACAUUCCCACGAUCCCGUGCAACACUGGUGAUCUUUCUCACAACACUUCGGACUUGGAGGCAGAUAACUAUUCUGGCUACUUUCACAACAUUUGAACGAUUUGCAAUUUAAACAUACACUUGAUUAAUCUCAACCAUAACAUAUAUAUAUGCACAUUCAUACAUACCAUAUAUAUAGAUAUAUAUACACAUACAUAUAGGUAUGUAUACAGUAGUAUGCAGGAAUUAAGAUGUAACUUGCAUCUUAUCUAGUCAGCUUCGAAGGAUUGGAUUGUGUCUUGUAUCGAUGGCGAGGUAACGUCUGAGAUUAUCGCUUUGUUAUUCAAGAUCCAAUCAAAUCAGCAAUAUUUCUAAUAUAACUUACAAAUCAGAUGCUGGAUUAAAAACUACAGGUUUCAAGCUAGGAUAUUUGCACUGCUAUGCUCACAAUUAUCUUGUAGAUUCUGCUACAGUGAAAAGUGAAAAAAUGACAAGUAGGUGCUACGUUACCAAGACACUGCAUCAAAAGUGAUCAGUAUACAUUCUGGAGUAGAUCAUCAUGUAAGUAGGUUAUAAUCUGAAUUUAGAUAUAAAUAUUUACCAUUUUGUAGCUACAGUUGUCAUUUUCUCCAAUUUGUGAGUUGACCACAUUUUUAUAUACAUCACAAUUCCAGUGCAUGUCAAAAAAACUGAUAUUCCAAACUUAUAUGAAUAUAUAAUUGCUAAUGCCGUACUUUAAUAAAUUCAAUUAUAAUCAACUAGGUGGUAGUCAUUUGUAAACAUUAAUUAUUUUCAUAUCGGUUUAACGAUCAAACUUUGUCACUCACACUCAAUUUGAUUUCAGAGAUACUGCACUAGACUAAGUGAGCGAAUUGUGUCAGUCAUCAUUUUUCUUUUAAUCCGAUAGGUCCAUCCUGACUAACAAUAAUAUAUAUUUAAAUGAAUUUGUCUUGAUAUGAGGUAAAAAAUAUAUUUUCAUUAGAAUUAUAACGAUAACUAAUAUUGGUUAUUGUAAUUGGCACUUUUAAUCGAAACUUAUAUUCACUAUACAUGGGUAUACAAGGGUAUACAAAGAGUGUAUAAAAAUAAUUUUAAGGCCUGUACAAAUAAAUUCACGUAUCGUAUGAAAUUUAUUUAUAGUGGUGUAAACCAAAAAUGAAGUAUAAAGUCAAUACAUGUGGUUGGAAUACAGAA
This is a messenger RNA of Neodiprion virginianus, 3107 nucleotides long. It is a transcript of the gene Rabex-5, whose product is annotated as rab5 GDP/GTP exchange factor. The transcript has 9 exons. Gene Ontology annotation, molecular function: DNA binding; guanyl-nucleotide exchange factor activity; small GTPase binding. Gene Ontology annotation, cellular component: endocytic vesicle; cytosol. Gene Ontology annotation, biological process: vesicle-mediated transport. Bases 162 to 2030 code for a protein of 622 amino acids. Lineage: Eukaryota; Metazoa; Arthropoda; Insecta; Hymenoptera; Diprionidae. The record is from RefSeq and is a predicted model, not a curated record.